CUGUGCGAGCGCGCAAGCGCGCACGCUCUCGAACGAACCCUGAGCUGAGGACUUCAUCUAACGCGAUGGGCCGCAAGAAGGUUGCUCGCGGGUCCAGGACAGAGAGCGGUCGUGUUCGGCGACCCCCCGGCCGCUCUCUGGAUGCUUUCGCUGAGGAGGUGGGCGCUGCUCUGCGCGCAUCCGUGCAGCCUGAGGAGGCCGAGGACCAGAGCGGCCCGGGCCCUGCGACGCUGCCUUGUGCCUUGGCUAUGUGGGAGCUUGGCCACUGCGACCCCAAGCGCUGCACGGGCCGCAAACUGGCCCGUCUGGGUCUGGUGCGUUGCCUGCGCCUGAACCAAAGAUUUGGCGGGCUGGUGCUCAGCCCAGUAGGCACUCAGUACGUGUCUCCGGCAGACAGACAGUUGGUGGCACAGUCAGGGGUCGCUGUCAUAGACUGCUCCUGGGCCAAACUGGAUGAGACACCCUUUGGGAAGAUGCGAGGAAGCCACUUGCGGCUCCUGCCUUACCUCGUAGCUGCCAACCCUGUAAACUAUGGCCGGCCCUGCAAACUUUCCUGUGUGGAAGCUUUCGCUGCUGCCUUCUGCAUCGUAGGCUUUUCAGACCUUGCUGUCAUUUUGCUUCGGAAGUUUAAGUGGGGCAAGGGCUUCCUGGACUUGAACCGACAGCUCCUGGAUAAGUACGCAGCCUGCCGUGGCCCAGAAGAAGUGCUGCAGGCUGAACAGGGGUACUUGUCUAGUACCAAAGACAACCCUGAGGAGGACAUCGAUCCCUUUGAUGUGGACUCCGGGCGGGAGUUCGCAAACCUCAACAGGCCUGUGGCCAGCACCCGGCUGCCUGUGGACAUGGAGGACACUGAUGAGUCUGAGGAGCACAGUGAAGAUUCUGGGGAGGACCAUGAUGAGUGUGAGGAACAAGGACCUGGUGCUAAUGGAGGAGACAGCAGCUACUCUCAAGCAGAAGAGACCCCAGAACAAGAGGCUCAGGCCAGAGACUCCACUGAAAUUUGGAAAGGAAUCAAGAAACGACAGAGAGACAACAUAUGAAGGUCGCAAACAUAUUAUUGAAGCUGGUGUGCAUUAUUCGGAAGUGGCAGUAGGACCUGGGGGUGGACAGGCCUGUUAGGACAGUUCUGGGACAGCCUUGUUUAGAGUCCUGCCUUAGUGCUCUCAAUAAAACCAAGGAGGAGCCCCCCA
Messenger RNA from Apodemus sylvaticus (European woodmouse), 1193 nucleotides. RefSeq names its product TSR3 ribosome maturation factor (gene Tsr3). The record is from RefSeq and is a predicted model, not a curated record. Gene Ontology annotation, molecular function: rRNA small subunit aminocarboxypropyltransferase activity. Gene Ontology annotation, biological process: maturation of SSU-rRNA. The transcript is spliced from 6 exons. Bases 66 to 1043 code for a protein of 325 amino acids. NCBI's taxonomy places the organism in Eukaryota, Metazoa, Chordata, Mammalia, Rodentia, Muridae.